AUGGGUUGUGGAAGAGUUCGCACAAAAACUGUUAAAAAAGCGUCACGUAUUAUUAUUGAAAAAUAUUAUACGAAACUUACGCAUGAUUUUCAUACAAAUAAACGAAUUUGUGAAGAAAUCGCAGUAAUUCCAAGCAAAAAAAUGCGUAAUCGUAUCGCAGGAUUUAUAACACAUUUAAUGAAACGUAUUGAGAAAGGACCGGUUAGAGGAAUUUCGAUCAAGCUUCAAGAAGAAGAAAGAGAACGGCGUGAUAAUUAUAUGCCUGAUAUAUCUGUUUUAGAUCCUCAAAUGCUCACUUCUAUCGAAGUCGAUCAAGUAACAAAAGCUAUGAUUGAAAGUAUGGUAAGAAAUUUUUUAAAAAUAUAUCUCCUAUUUUUUCAAAAAAUCGGCAGAAUUCACUAG
Messenger RNA from Dracunculus medinensis (Guinea worm), 402 nucleotides. The record is from the annotation of a GenBank genome assembly. NCBI's taxonomy places the organism in Eukaryota, Metazoa, Nematoda, Chromadorea, Rhabditida, Dracunculidae.